GCGAUGUCUUACACUGAACUGGAAAGUGGUUACCACAGCCUUAAGCAGGCUUCUUCCAGUGAUGGAGAAGGCGGUGCCAUUCAAGCUACCUCCGGCCGGCCCGGAUUCUACGUUGGCGAUGAGGGCGAUCUCGAGCAGACUGAUGGGCUCGAUUCAGACGAAUCGUCCACCUCUGGCAAGCAAGUCGUGGUGGCCGUAUGUGCCAUGUCAAAGAAGUCGCAGUCCAAACCGAUGAAGGAGAUAUUGACGCGCCUGCAGGAGUUUGAAUACAUCCGUAUGGUGGUGCUGGGCGAAGAAAUUAUUCUCCAUGAGCCGGUCGACCGAUGGCCGCAGUGCGACUGUCUGAUCUCGUUUCAUUCAAAGGGUUUUCCGCUCGACAAAGCCAUUCAGUACGCUCAGCUGCGUCAGCCUUACGUUAUCAACAAUCUUCACAUGCAGUUUGACAUACAGGACCGUCGUCGCGUCUAUGCAAUCCUUGAACACGAAGGCAUCGAAAUACCGCGCUAUGCCGUACUCGAUCGCGAUUCUGUGGAUCCAAAACAGCACGAGCUGGUCGAGUCGGAGGAUCACGUCGAGGUGAACGGUAUUGUUUUCAACAAACCGUUCGUCGAGAAACCGGUCUCGGCAGAGGAUCACAAUAUUUACAUCUACUACCCGACAUCGGCUGGUGGUGGCAGUCAACGAUUGUUUCGCAAAAUUGGCAGUCGCAGCAGCGUUUACUCGCCCGAGUCUCGCGUCCGAAAGACGGGAUCUUUCAUUUACGAAGAUUUUAUGCCCACUGACGGUACUGAUGUGAAGGUGUACACGGUCGGCCCGGACUAUGCGCAUGCCGAAGCGAGAAAGAGCCCAGCGUUGGAUGGGAAGGUUGAAAGGGACAGCGAUGGCAAAGAGAUUCGAUACCCUGUGAUCCUGAGCAACGCGGAAAAGCUGAUCUCGCGCAAGGUGUGCCUCGCGUUCAAACAAACCGUUUGCGGGUUUGAUCUGCUCCGAGCCAAUGGUAAAUCGUUCGUGUGCGACGUGAACGGCUUCAGUUUCGUGAAAAACUCGAACAAGUAUUACGAUGACUGCGCAAAGAUACUCGGCAAUAUGAUACUGCGCGAGUUGGCUCCUCAGCUGCAUAUACCGUGGUCGGUUCCGUUUCAACUAGACGAUCCGCCAAUUGUACCAACGACAUUUGGUAAGAUGAUGGAACUACGGUGUGUAACUGCCGUCAUCAGACACGGGGACCGCACGCCGAAACAGAAGAUGAAGGUCGAGGUGCGCCAUCAGAAGUUUUUCGAGAUUUUUGAAAAGUACGACGGCUACCGAUUCGGGCACAUCAAACUUAAGCGGCCGAAGCAGCUCCAGGAGAUCCUGGACAUUGCCCGGUCGUUGUUGGCGGAAAUACAGACUAAGGCCGCUGAUUCAGAGAUUGAGGAGAAACAGAGUAAACUGGAGCAGCUCAAAAGCGUGUUGGAAAUGUACGGACAUUUUUCCGGUAUCAAUCGGAAAGUGCAAAUGAAAUAUCAACCCAAGGGACGGCCGCGUGGUUCGAGCUCAGACGAUGGUAAACAUGAUUGCAGUACGUUUUGUUUUCUUUGGUGUAUCUCAGAUGUACCGAAAGAACCUUCGCUGGUGCUGAUCCUCAAGUGGGGUGGCGAAUUAACACCGGCUGGCCGCAUUCAGGCGGAAGAAAUGGGUCGCAUCUUUCGGUGCAUGUACCCAGGGGGGCAGAGCCGGCAGCCAGGCGUAAGCGAAGGACCCGGAACGCAGGGACUUGGUUUGCUCCGGCUGCACUCAACCUUCCGACAUGACCUCAAGAUCUACGCUUCAGACGAGGGUCGCGUCCAGAUGACAGCAGCAGCUUUCGCCAAGGGUUUACUAGCGCUCGAGGGUGAGUUAACGCCGAUUCUAGUGCAGAUGGUGAAGAGUGCCAACACGAAUGGAUUGCUCGACAAUGAUUGUGAUUCGAGCAAGUACCAGAACAUGGCCAAGUCACGCCUCCACGAGCUUAUGCAGACUGAUCGCGAGUUUACAGCCGAAGAUCGGAGCGCCAUCAAUCCAGGCAACGCGAUCAGCAUUAACCUGGCGAUGAAUUUCGUAAAGAACCCGGUGCAAUGCUGCUCCCACGUCCACUCGCUGAUUCGUUCGCUGAUGGCGGUAGUGGCGGUGAAGCGAGAUGAUCCGAAAACACGCGACGCGACGUUGUAUCACGGCGAAACGUGGGAGUUGAUGGGCCGCCGAUGGGGAAAGAUCGAGAAGGAUUUCUGCACCAAAAGCAAGAGCUACGACAUCUCGAAAAUACCGGACAUCUACGACUGCAUCAAAUACGACUUGCAGCACAACCAGCACACACUACAGUUCGAUUUGGCCGAAGAACUAUACAUUUCAGCCAAAUACUUGGCGGACAUAGUUAUACCGCAAGAAUACGGACUGACGAUGCACGAAAAAUUAACUAUCGGCCAGGGAAUCUGUACGCCAUUGUUAAAAAAAAUUCGAGCCGAUCUACAGCGUAACAUUGAGGAGGUUGGAGGGAACGAGAGUGUCAACCGACUGAACCCCCGCUACAGCUAUGGCGUAUCGAGCCCGGGUCGCCACGUUAGAACGAGACUAUAUUUCACGAGCGAAAGCCACGUGCAUUCAUUGCUAACGGUACUCCGACACGGCGGACUGCUUAAUAUGAACACUGAUGAGCAAUGGCGCAGAGCGAUGGAGUACGUAUCGAUGGUGUCGGAAUUGAACUAUAUGUCGCAGAUAGUCAUCAUGCUGUACGAAGACCCGAUGAAGGAUCCUAGCUCAGAAGAGCGUUUUCAUGUGGAGCUCCAUUUCAGCCCAGGCGUUAAUUGUUGUGUACAAAAAAAUUUACCACCCGGCCCUGGUUUUCGUCCGCACAGCCGAAACGAUUCCGUUACCUCGAAGAAUGCAAGUGGUGAUGAAGAUUCUACGUCGCGUAUCGACGAAGAGAACGACACGGAGGAAGAGUGUUCGGUCUCAAACAGUGUCUUGCUACAUCAAACUUUAUCGAAGACGAUAUUCUGGGAUGGAACAAAGGUCAGGAAAAUAUUUAUGGGAGGUCAGACCGUUGGUAUGGUGAUGAAAGAACGCCGAACGCGAAAGGUGAAAUCAUCUUCACCGAUCCCGAUUGGCUCGUGCCACACUGUGUCUGGGCACGAGGCAAUGGAUCUUGCGAAGCGCCUAAGCGAGGAGCUUGCAGUGCAGCAGCAACAGCAACAUAAUCAAAGCGGCUCAUGCGGAAUGUUCGGUGGGAUAGGCGGGCAACAACAACGUGCCAUCAGUCCGGAUACUGAGCCUCGAGCUCGUUCCUUCGAACAUGAGCAGCCCGCGUCGCACGAUCAUCACCAUCACCAUGUCUGCGCAAAGAAUUCUAGCCGUCGUGCGAAAGCAAAAGACCAUCACUCACAUUGUUGCACGCAUGGACACGGAGAACGUUCGGAACUAAACCAACACACAGACGGAGGUGAUUGCCGAAUGACGACGCCGACGGUUACGACGACGACGGCCGCGUUGGCGGCCGCGGCCCCAGCAGCAGCACCGUUAAGGACGAACGGGAGCGACCCCAGCGUACUGGCACCCUCGUCGAACAGUGGAGCCUUUGGACUCGGCAGCCCGUGCUGCUGCGCCCACAGUGCCCACUGUCGCGACGGUGCCGCCCGAGCCGUCAGCGCUGCUGCUGGCGUUGCUAGUCGCACGGCACCGGGCACCAGAACGGUAGUACCGCACGGUGGUUCGCCCAACUCGACGUCCUCUAGCCAAAGCUCGUGCGGCGGCUACUGCUGUUGCUGCUGCUGCGGUUGCGACUGCUGCUACUGUGCGCCCUCGUUGUCCCUGACCGGCGCCGGGACCGGGACGACUGGGACAACAGCGACGACGGCAAUCCGACGCCAGCGGCACAGCAUUGCUGGCCAGAUGAGCUACUUUAAAAUGUUAGGUACCUUCAGCAAGAAGAUGGCCACCAGCACCAACAGCCUGUUCAGCACCGCCGUCAUCAGCGGCAGCUCGUCCGCCCCGAACCUGCGAGACAUGAUUCCCAGUACCGCGUCCCCGUCUGGGUUCGGCGGUGUGCCACCGAUUCGACCACUGGAGACGCUGCACAACGCCCUGUCGCUACGGCAACUCGAUGCGUUCCUGGACCGUAUGACGGUGACAUCGUUGUUCAAAACGCCAGCUUCGUCACCUCCACCGAAGCACCCCGUCUGCCAGCCGUUGCGGAAUACAGAUGCGCCCCAGAUUGGACCAUUGGAAGGUCUGGCACGUAGCGCUAUGUCACAGGAAACGACGGGCCGUAGUGGCGAACUGCUGGCAGAUAAUUGCAUCGCUAUAGCAGCUUCCCCUAGUACACCGAACGGCAUGGUGAAACCAGUGGUUCGUGAGGCCACCGCAGAACUGCCGUCGACGAAACCAGGGACGGACGAACCAUCCACUUCGGUUCCCGUAGGCACCAGCUCGAUGGCACUGGGACUGCGUCCAACAGGAUCUUUGACCGCGCCGUCGGAUGCAACUGCCGUCCCGAUUGGCGCUGCUCCUGGAGCAUCGCAGAUCGAUGGAUAAAAAAAGCGCCAACCGAUACAAACCAAUAAUAGAACGCAUGGUGCCCUGGUUGAUUAAAAUUAUUAUGCCAGUUUGUUUCGAUAAUUAAGUACUGCAAUACAAUUGCUUGCAGAAUGAAUCAGGUUAAAGGUAAAAUACAUUACAAAUCCUCGUUUUAACUCCCACAAAUGAAUCCGUAAAGUCGCUCCGCAAAAGUCCAUGCACGGCUGUUGCAAGUGUGUUCUCGAUGGCGAAGGUUGCCGUUGGGUUUCUUGAGUGCUUUCAGCUCGCUAACCCAUCCUAUCACGGGGACUUUCUUCCCUUGAGGUUAACCCAUCCCAUCAGCAAACGCGAACAUUUAAGGCGCAUAGUUAAAGUCAGUUGGUAUGCGAUAAAAACAGACGUUAGGUAGUGCCAACGCUGGAAUUGAGAAAAUAUUUAUUUAUUGAAUGGUCUCAAAACGAGAUUCCACAGUGAAGUUACCACUUUAACACAGUUUGGACACCUCGGAGCGGCUGACUUCUUGUCAAGUAGAACCUGAGAACAUUUGCAACCAUUGUACGCCUGUCAAGAACUCUUUAAACAAGAAAUUUGGCAUUUUGGUAGUUUGCCAGAGUUUCAACAAAAACGAACAACAUUGCCAGCGAGGGUCAGAGAAAAUUAGACAUUAAGUCACUUUUUCAAAACGAGAAGCAUAAAUACCAUUGCUGGAAUUGAUACAACUGCGAUGCCCGCCGUGUGCUAUAAACCUGAUCUACAAAAAAAAGCGUAAUUUAAGUAUAGUAUUUAUAGUUUCAAUUAAAAUAAUAGUUA
Anopheles bellator is the source of this 5340-nucleotide messenger RNA. RefSeq names its product inositol hexakisphosphate and diphosphoinositol-pentakisphosphate kinase. Bases 4 to 4548 code for a protein of 1514 amino acids. Gene Ontology annotation, molecular function: diphosphoinositol pentakisphosphate kinase activity; inositol hexakisphosphate kinase activity; 5-diphosphoinositol pentakisphosphate 1-kinase activity. Gene Ontology annotation, biological process: inositol phosphate biosynthetic process; inositol metabolic process. The record is from RefSeq and is a predicted model, not a curated record. The transcript has 12 exons. Lineage: Eukaryota; Metazoa; Arthropoda; Insecta; Diptera; Culicidae. Gene Ontology annotation, cellular component: cytosol.